AUGUCUGCGCUAACUGAUGUUAAUCGGGGAGAAUUCACGUGGAAGAUCAGCAACUUCACCGGGCUGAUUGAGCAGAUUCUUUAUUCUGAACCAUUCACAGUUUCUGGAUGUCAAUGGAGAAUCAUCGUAUACCCCAAGGGGAACAAGACAGACCAUUUGUCGCUGUACCUCCAUGCCGAUGAUUCUGCGACGCUGCCGGACGGGUGGACGAAGUUCAGUUUGAGUGUGAUCGAUCAAACCAUUGAUGUUCGCUCUAUUAGAAUAGAGACGCAACGUCGUUUCAACGAGAGAGGAGGAGGCUGGGGUUACGCAAGUUUCAUGCCAUUGACUUUGCUUCAUAAUCCUAGGUUUGGAUACAUAGCAAAUGACACUUUGGUUAUUAAAGCCGAAGUUUGGGUCUCAACAGUUGCUCCUCUGGUAAAUAGUCGGCUGGCUAGACCAAUUGAUAGCUUUGACUCCUAUUUUAUUGGUCUGGAGGAACUCAUCAAUGGUGCUGAGAAUGAUGGUGCUAGUGUAGGACCAAGUUCGUGCCACCAAGAUGGUGCUUUGACUGCUGAAAUUCCUAGUUUAGAAGAAAUUGAGAAGGCUAAGCAGUCUUUGAAGGAAUGCCUUUCGGAUCUCUUUAAAUUGAAUAUGAAAGAGAGGCUAUCAGAGGCACUGUCAACUUUAACCUCGGCCAGAACUGGAUUGUCAUUGAAGCAACAAAGAGCAAUUGAGACAUUUCAGGCCAAUUUCAAUGAUUUCACUUCCGACUUCUUAGCAUUUGAGCAGGACAAUGCUGAGUUUGAGCUGCAUAAACUUCAGAAGGAUCAAAGGUUCGCUGAUUUGAAGAAAUGCCACGAGACUCACAUCCUGUAUAGGCAAUUAAUGGAUGAGCUCAUCAAGGAAGAGGAGGAAGUGAAGUCUAGGAGGGAGAAGCUUCUCUCAGACUGGGAUAUCUUAAUGGUUGACUCCGAAGAAGCAAAGUCGGGCUACAAAGAUGAGCAGAAGAAAGUAGCCGAGGCUGAGGAAAAGAAGAGAAUAGCCGAGGAAAGAAUGUCUAGAUCAACUGGUGCUUGGGCCAAUUUGAAGGCUCAAUUCUGCUAAAACUUUUAUGG
Rhodamnia argentea is the source of this 1097-nucleotide messenger RNA. Its product is annotated as MATH domain and coiled-coil domain-containing protein At3g58270-like. Bases 1 to 1086 code for a protein of 361 amino acids. Gene Ontology annotation, molecular function: protein binding. The record is from RefSeq and is a predicted model, not a curated record. Lineage: Eukaryota; Viridiplantae; Streptophyta; Magnoliopsida; Myrtales; Myrtaceae. The transcript is spliced from 3 exons.